Molecule: messenger RNA, 1972 nt
Organism: Alosa sapidissima (American shad)
Lineage: Eukaryota; Metazoa; Chordata; Actinopteri; Clupeiformes; Clupeidae
Gene: alx1
Product: ALX homeobox 1
Exons: 5
Coding region: 181-1176 (331 amino acids)
Biological process (GO): positive regulation of transcription by RNA polymerase II; embryonic skeletal system morphogenesis; negative regulation of DNA-templated transcription
Molecular function (GO): DNA-binding transcription activator activity, RNA polymerase II-specific; RNA polymerase II transcription regulatory region sequence-specific DNA binding
Source: RefSeq, a predicted model, not a curated record
CCCUCACCACAGAGGGUGACCUCCGCACCGUCCAAAAAGGAGCGCAUCUCAUACCGGGACAAGCCUGUCCAGCUGAGUGGAGGCUGGGGAGGGGGCAAGAAGAGGGCCCGAGUGUGCAACAUCAGCACGGCUUUGGGUUGACUUUGACAAGCGUUGCACGCGCUACGGGCCCUCUAGACGAUGAUGGAAUACAUGAGCGACAAGUUUGCCAUGAAGAGUCAAGCACUUAAGGGCGAUUACUACAUGGGAUCUGGGGGAACGCUGGACCAAGUCAUGGACGGUCUGGACGCGGUGCAGUACUACAACAAGAGUUCGCCCAAAUGUGUACAGGCCUUCUCGUUACAGAAUUCGGACCACACGCGGAUUGACCGAUCCUCGCCCUGUGACAACCAAAACACAAAUUACUGUACUCCUAAAAGCGAGGAGGACAGCUUACACUCGGAUUUGUCGAGGCCUAUGGACAACUGCUGCAAUCUGAGAGCGUCGCCAGUCGCGCCGGGCUCGGAGAAAACGGACCUGGAGGAAAUCGGCGAGAAGUGUGACAGCAAUGUGUCAAGCAGCAAAAAGCGUCGGCACCGCACCACCUUUACCAGUGCUCAGCUGGAGGAGCUAGAGAAGGUGUUCCAGAAGACGCACUACCCGGACGUGUACGUGAGAGAACAGCUGGCCAUGCGCACAGAGCUCACGGAGGCCCGAGUCCAGGUCUGGUUUCAGAACAGAAGGGCAAAAUGGCGUAAAAGAGAGCGGUAUGGGCAGAUUCAGCAAGCAAAAAGCCACUUUGCUGCAACUUACGACUUAUCUGUGCUACCGAGAACAGACAGCUAUUCUCAGAUCCCCAACAACCUGUGGACGGCCAACUCCCCUGGCGGCUCGGUGGUGUCCUCCUGCAUGCUCCCGCGCGGCUCCCCACCCUGCGUCCCGUCCCCGUACCCCCACUCGCCCCGCGGCGCUGACCACACCGGCUAUGUGGGCUUCCCCAACCACCAGCAGAACCAGUUCGGCGUCAACCAUGUCUCCAUCAACAACUUCUUCGCUGACUCGCUCCUGGCCCCGCCGCCCAAUGGCCACCCGGCCGCCUUCGAGACCAAGCCCGAGUUUGAGCGGCGGUCCUCCAGCAUAGCCGUACUCCGCAUGAAGGCCAAAGAGCACACGGCCAACAUCUCCUGGGCCAUGUGAGCUGACCGCCCAGCCCAGCCCACACUAGCACAGACUCUAAACACAGCCAGGGUAAUGUGAACUCAAUAACAACAUUAACGAUAAUAACUGAUGAUGAUGAUGAUGAUGGCAAUAACAGUAAUAUUAAUAAUUAUUAUUAAGAGUGAAUGUCGGAGGUAGAGAGUGAGCAGGCGCUGGACUACCACAGGGACGCGAUGGUUGUCCUGCCUCAGACUGCCACAUCCUCGCACGGGCAGCAUGUUCUGGAAGCUUCCAUUGUGUCACAGCUGGAGAAUUGGAUGUGUCUGUGCUACAGGCUGUAGUUUUGGCUUCCACACACGGCACAGUCACUGCAGCGUCGGAACAUCUGACGAAGAAGCUGUUGUGUCUCUAGUAGGCAAAUGUAAGGUGCAAUAAGUGACUUGUGUCCCAACACAGAAAUACUCUAUGUCCACUAUAAUCCAUCUCUGGAGAUAUAUUGACAACUUUUGUGUAAAUGCAGAGACAUUGGCCUUGUGUCUGAAAAAAGAGGAUUUACGAGAUGUUUGGGACGAUCUGAGCACUGUCUACGUAAAAGACAUGCCGUUAAAUGAGCCAGCCGUUAACUCUGCCGUCGGGAGGGUUAAGACUUGCGCCAUAAUGUUCCAUCUGCUCUGUCUUGUCAGAGGUUGUGGUGCUCGGAGAAGAAACUGACGUACUAACCCGGUCUGCAGACCCAGCAGAAGGAGUGAGAGCUCUCUGUCUGUGGCACAGCCAAACCUCCUUGAUAAUAUAAUUUCUGUCAAAGUUUUAUCAAAUUAAAUGAUGUAACACAAAA